This is a messenger RNA of Microthlaspi erraticum, 1386 nucleotides long. Lineage: Eukaryota; Viridiplantae; Streptophyta; Magnoliopsida; Brassicales; Brassicaceae. The record is from the annotation of a GenBank genome assembly.
AUGGAAGAAAGUUGGUCGAAUUGCAGAAAUGUCGCCAACUUUGUGAAUUUUUCAGUGAACCCUUUGCAAAGUUCACUAGCUUUCUCCAACUCUUCGUUCUCCUCUGCUUAUGCUACUGUUACCAGCUCUCAAGAGACUCGAAAAGAGCAAGCUUUCACAGUCUCUUACCUCGUUGAUUCACUGGGUCUAACCACAAAACUCGCGGAAUCGAUCUCAAAGAAAGUCACUUUCGAGGAGAAACGAAACCCAGAUUCCAUUCUCAACCUUCUCAGAGCUCAUGAGUUCACAGAUUCUCAAAUCUCCAGCAUCGUUACGGAUUAUCCACGGCUGCUCUUAUUAGACGCUGAGAAAUCAGUCGCUCCCAAGCUUCGUUUUCUUCAGUCCAGAGGAGCUUUAAACUCCGAGCUCACAGAGAUCGUUUCUUCAGUUCCUGAAAUCCUGGGAAAGGACAGAUCUUUCGUUGUAUAUUAUGAUUUCGUCAAAGAGGUGAUUGAAUCUGAUAAGAGCUCUUCUUCUUCUUCUUCUUCUUCAAAGUUAUGUCAUUGUUUGGCUCAGGGAAGUAAGCAAGAGAACAAAAUCAGAAACUUGUCUGUUUUGAGAGAAUUAGGAAUGCCUCAGAAACUUUUAUUCCCUUUGCUCAUCUCUGAUUCGCCGCACGUUUGUGGGAAAGAGAAGUUCGAAGAGUCACUCAAGAAGGUCGUUGAGAUGGGUUUUGAUCCGAGAACGUCAAGGUUUCUGGAUGCUCUGCGGACUGUUUACACGUUGAAGAAGGAAACGAUGGAAGAGAAAGUCAACGUGUAUAAAAGGUUAGGGUUUGAGGAAGGAGAUGUUUGGGAGAUGUUCAAGAAGUGGCCGAUCUCUUUGACUCACUCGGAGAAGAAGAUCAAACGGAAGUUCGAAACUUUAAGGAAAUGUGGACUAGUUGAAGACGAGAUACGUUUGAUUUGCAAGAAGUUUCCGCAAGUGAUUGGUGUGUCAGAGGAGAAGAUUGAGAGCUCGGUUGAGACUUUUUUAGGGAUAGGGUUAAGUAGAGAUGAGUUUGCGUUGAUGUUGAAGCGUUAUCCUCCUUGCGUUGGGUUGGCUAGAGAUACCGUGGAGAAGAAGGCAGAGUUUUUUGUGAAGAAGAUGAAGUGGAGAUUGAAGGAGUUGGUUUCGAAUUCUCAGGUUUUUGGAUAUAGUAUGGAGAAGAGGAUUGUGCCGAGGUGUAAUGUAAUCGAAGCUCUCUUGUCUAGAGGAUUGCUUGGAAGUAACGUCCCUGCAUUGUCGUCUGUUUUGGUUUGUACGGAUCAGAGUUUCUUGAAAAAGUACGUGAAGAAGCACGACGAUGAUAAGCAGCUCGUGCUUGUGUUAAUGGAUGUCUUUCAACAGAGAGAGACGAGAACAUAG